CUAUCGAUGCGCCUAAUAUCCAUCCACCUGAUCGCAUUCGUUGUAACGAAUGUAACGAAUACGACCAAGGGGCCCAACUUUGGUUACAGAUCUUCUUGCCAAAUAACCGGGGUAAAUUUUAUUUCUAUAGGCCUGGAUAG
Molecule: messenger RNA, 140 nt
Organism: Dentiscutata erythropus
Lineage: Eukaryota; Fungi; Glomeromycota; Glomeromycetes; Diversisporales; Gigasporaceae
Source: the annotation of a GenBank genome assembly